Molecule: messenger RNA, 2499 nt
Organism: Macrobrachium nipponense
Lineage: Eukaryota; Metazoa; Arthropoda; Malacostraca; Decapoda; Palaemonidae
Exons: 5
Coding region: 326-1276 (316 amino acids)
Biological process (GO): regulation of transcription by RNA polymerase II; developmental process
Molecular function (GO): protein dimerization activity; DNA-binding transcription factor activity, RNA polymerase II-specific; RNA polymerase II transcription regulatory region sequence-specific DNA binding
Source: RefSeq, a predicted model, not a curated record
CUGUGUCGCAUCCCGCUGCUCUUUUGUUCUUUUUUUUUUUACAUUGCUUUUUGCAUCUUUGGAAAAUAAGUAUACGCCUUCAGGAAGUAAAAAUCUGAACUAGAAACCUUUAUGAGACAUUUAACUGAACUGCGACUGGAAAACGUUUUCACCGAUAAAAUUCCGCGAGAACUUUUUUUUUACUAGACUCUGAAUACGGAAAUAAGACUAUUUUUAUUUCAGCAGGACCACUGUAGUAGACGCCUAGUGAUCAAAAUAAUUUCCGAAGUAAUCAAACAGUAGCGAUUUUCUCUCGGAUUUUGAGGACCGACAGAACACCACCGCCAUGGAAACAAAGAUGAAGCGUUCCAGUCGAUCAGCGAUGAGAGCAGGGGGCACCCACAGCAGGAGAAGCAGUAGCAGGAACAAGGAAGUGAACUGUCUGACUUCGACAACGUCGACAGUCGAAGCAGCUGCAAUAGGAACUUCGAAGAACGCCCUGAGAGAGAGAUCGCGGGUAGAGAGCCUCCGAAGAGCGUACCUCGAACUGCAAGCGGCCAUUCCGUCAGUUCCGCCGAACACGAAAUUAUCGAAACUAGACGUCCUGAUGCUGGCCACGACCUACAUAUCACACCUGACGCAGCUCCUACAGGAGGAUGACGACGCCCGAAAGUCCCACGACGACAACAACAACGACACGAGUUGCGCCGAAGACGCGGCAGGUGGCGGGGGAGGAGCCAACAGGGAACAGAGUUGUGCAAUGCAAGACGUCAGCCCCCAGAAAAUGCAACAGAAGGGGCUCCUCCAUCCAGUUAAGAAAUGGCCUAUGAGAGCCCGUUUGUACGCUGAUGUGGGAGCUGCCGAGGCAGGACACUUGCUGAUCGAGCCAGUGAGAGUGCAGACACAUAGUCCCUUCCCUUCCAGAACAGAUCGCAUGCUCUCCCCUUACCAGACAACUUCAUUGCACGCUGGCAGCCAUCUUCAGCCUCGAAUGUCAACCAGCUUCCACCAUCCUCAUCCGACAGUCCACGUGCAGUGCAAACCACAUCCGAGCUUAGUUCCUUUCACCUCAUGCGGCUCCUCUUAUGAUGCAUCCACAAACCACUUGGAUGAGUUCACCUCUAGACCACAAGACACUCUCGGGGGAAGCCUCUCUCGCGCGCUCACUUCCAUCAUGGACGUUGGAACCAAGCUGAGUGUUUCCAGAGAAAUGGCGGCCAGCAGUGUAUUCCGGCUGCGAAUUUUCCUGGGUAUGCAAAUACCUGGCAUCCGGAUAUGGGUUGGGACUCCUACUUGACAUACAAUGAUCUCAAUGCCUGCCAAGCCCAGUGUCACGUGUCGCAAUCCAUGAAUGGGUUCAGUGGCUGCUGGACGGCUUGGAAUGCCUAACACUCUCGCCUUGAUAAGGGUAUUAUUUCUUAGUCGUAAUAGGCUCUAAAAAGAAAGGUUUAGAUAAAACUGGCUUUCAAAGACAGUACGCAUUAACAUUUUAGCUACUUGCACUAACUCACUAUAUACAAUUUUGCUCUAGUUUUGUCCUUGUCUAUGAAAAUUAUUAAUGGUUGUACAGUAUAUACCAGACUUAUGUGUCUAGACAUAAGUUUCCGCUGGAGUAGAGAUACGUGCGUAUUAGUUCUUAGCCAGUCCUACUUUUCCUUUUAGAAAGGCAAGUAGAAAUAUGCAGAAUAAUCAAAUUUACAAUAGAAUUACAGGAUAACAGCAGUCCGUUACAGUUAGUAUGACAGUUAUAAAUAACUGGUGCAGAAGGCCCAGUCGGAAACCAUGGGGUAAUCAAUCUAAAUGCUUGUUGGAAUUUGGAACCUUAGCAUCUUUAUUUUAUUUACAGUAAUGUUUAAACUCAUUUUCGAGUCACUCCUAAAUUAUUCAGAUAAUUCAGCGCAAAACUACACAUAGAAACAAAAAACUUAAUUCAAUCAUUCUAACAUUAGAAACUAAAAGCAUUUUUAGAGUAAAAUGGUAUGCUUCAAGAAGGCGUCGAAAGAAACAUUAAAAUAAAACAAACACGCUUCUGACUUCACAUAUAAAUUCACUAUGUAGAUAAUAAUAAUAAAAGUACCUCGCGUAGAUUGGAGAAUAGCUCCGAGGACUUCGUUAACUAGUUAAUGAAUUUAAGUCCUUAUCGUGAGGAACAAAGUUACCGUCGUAGUACUAUAGUGCCACUAUAAGGAGUGUAUACAGGGAAAGAAUCAUAACCCUCCGAAAUAAAACUCGUGUAAAGAGAGAGAGAUAGAGAUAGAUCCCUCUGGUUCUUAUGUUAACGGAAAACACCUGUCAGCUAAUAAUAAUUAGAAUUAGCAUCAUCAUAACCAGUAAACAUUAAUGUGAAAUAUCUAUUUCAAUCAUUUCUGAAUCGCACGUGUAGCGUUUAAUACUACGUACUUUGCAUUGAAGAUAUUGUAUCUCUGUUUCUUUAAAAUAAACUCUAGUGCGAUUAUUUGUUUUCCUCUAUAAUUCAGGCAAGUUUAUUAAACUGGUUAUAUAUAAGAUUGUGCACGUAAG